Cooperia oncophora is the source of this 4107-nucleotide messenger RNA. The record is from the annotation of a GenBank genome assembly. Lineage: Eukaryota; Metazoa; Nematoda; Chromadorea; Rhabditida; Trichostrongylidae.
CUUGUCGCCUUCCGGAGCUCCGCGCUACAUCAGCCUGCGAGUGGAAUCGUUGGUGAUGCCAAGAUUCAAACUAAAGUUACCACCUUAGAUUCAAAGAGCGAAAUUGUAAGUAUAGGACUGAAUGCUGAUGAAACGUUGCUUGGUGUGUUUGGCCACAACCCUCAGGGCUGCUUCGUUAAUAUUUUUGAUGUUCUAACGCUGUCUGCUGAUGUUCCUGGCGAGGCAUUUCCUAUAUCAACUGUUCGAAUUGGUAACUCGGUGUCUAAAGGACUUGCGUUUGAAUGGAAUCCAGCCGUUGCUGAUAUGUUUGCAGCUUCGGACAGUGAAAGGACAUUGAGUGUUAUUAAAAUUGAUCUACAACUGCUGCACGGAGGUGCUUUAGAAUUCGUCAAAGUACAGCAUGGUCGGCGAGAAAAAUGUCGACCACUGCACACACUACCUCGUUUACAUGAAUUUGUGCCUCCUGCUUCCCCAACUCGGUUUCAACAGCGGCUUGUCGUCGCUUCAAAGUAUCACAUCGCAGUAGCUGUAGCAAACAAUCAUGAGCUUGUCGCCUUCCGGAGCUCCGCGCUACAUCAGCCUGCGAGUGGAAUCGUUGGUGAUGCCAAGAUUCAAACUAAAGUUACCACCUUAGAUUCAAAGAGCGAAAUUGUAAGUAUAGGACUGAAUGCUGAUGAAACGUUGCUUGGUGUGUUUGGCCACAACCCUCAGGGCUGCUUCGUUAAUAUUUUUGAUGUUCUAACGCUGUCUGCUGAUGUUCCUGGCGAGGCAUUUCCUAUAUCAACUGUUCGAAUUGGUAACUCGGUGUCUAAAGGACUUGCGUUUGAAUGGAAUCCAGCCGUUGCUGAUAUGUUUGCAGCUUCGGACAGUGAAAGGACAUUGAGUGUUAUUAAAAUUGAUCUACAAAAUUCGUCAAAGUACAGCAUGGUCGGCGAGAAAAAGUUGGAGGCCAACAUCAGCGAGAUUUCAUGGAGUCCUAAAGGAAAACAACUGGUAGUUGGUGAUGUACGCGGCAAAAUCUAUCAACUGAAGCCAGAACUUGAGCUCGUUCGCACAACGAAUGCACCGGAAAAUGCAGGAAAUGUGGUGGUGAUCAACUUGAGUUGGCUUUCUACCACGGACUGGCUAGUGGCUUAUUCUAACGCUGAAAUGACAAGCAUUGCAUCAUUCAUGUUGAGCAUCAAAAAGGAUAAGCCACCGUCAUGGACUCCGUUGAACUUCUCACCCCAGUCGUCGUUAGGGGUAACAAGAAGGUUACUGGUGGACUGGAACAUUGCUUUGAUUGUAUCUCCUAGCUCAGCUGGUCUGCUGGCGAUAUGCAAAUCUGCAAAUAACGCUUGGACAAGCGCAAGUAUAGCAGCAUUAGUCGAGCCGUCCGCUGCAAAAUUCGCAAUAGGGGUCGCAGUAGACCUUUCAAACCAGAAUAUGGUCACCACAGGUGAUGGAUCUUCACGACGCCUUCCAAUUGUAGUAGUUUUGUACAGCGACGGUUCAGUGAUUUCGCUGCAACUUGCUCCACCGUCGAAAGAUUAUCCUGAUUGCAAUAUUAAAAAUGGACUUCGUCAAGGGAACGCUGUCGCCGGCACGUCCAGCGUUAUACAGCAGACUCCGCCAGUAGCUGCUCCGCAAACUACCUCUUUCUUUGGCGCCUUUGGCGCAACGAAAACUGAACCGUCAGCUCAGCCGUCUGCUGCCACGCCAUUUGCUUCAGCAUUCGGAAUGUCCGGAACAGCUCAAGCUCAACCAUCUGCAACCAGUGCCUCAGCUACACCAUCGCUAAGCUCUCCAGCUACUGGGGGAAUGUCCGUGAGUGCAGCGGUGCCAGAACAGAAGCCACUCACAGGAAGUUUGUUCUCAGGUUUCCAAGGUCUAAAAACCACACCAACUGCUAGCAAUGUACAGGCAGCAACCACUCCACUAACAGGUUUGCCAGCUGCUGGAAAAGUCUCUGCUGGGCUUGGUCUUCGCACUCCCGAAGCGAAACCCGCCAUUUCAACUACGACAUCAGGAGAUCAGAAAGCUCUUUCUGCAACGCCCAUGAAGCAGGAUGGAGUUCCGGCUGUUGAUCCUGCAGAAGCUGCCAGAAGCGCUGUUGCUGCAGCUCGAGCGUCAGCUAAAAAAUCGAUAGAAACCUUCAGUAGUGACUGGCACAGUUUACAUGAGCAAUUGCACUCAUUUUACAUUAACAUGCAAAAAGUCGAAGGCAGUGUUGAUGAAGCAAUGAACUCUCUCAGUCACGCGGAUAAUUUGGAGACAGUUGAGGACAUUGAGCGAAUGGUGAUCCAACUGGAUGAUGAUAUGCAAGAUAUGUUGGCUAUGUUAGGCAUGGAAAGAAUGGCACUUGCAAAGGAAUGCGAAAGUUCGCAGCUAGUUUUCGGGCCUGCUGUGGGUGGGUUGGAGAGGCUUGAAUCUGAGCGAGUUCUACAAAAAUACGAGGAUUUCGCCCUGAAGCUCCACGAAGCAAAGAAACUCUUGGCGGAUACGAAAAAGAUUUCUGCAACUUGUAAGCCUAGACGUGUGAAUCAGUUUGAUCCGAAAUUUGAAGGCCGUAUAUAUGAGAGCAUGAAGAACUUGUCACGUUAUUCAUCUGCGGUGCGAUUACGCAUCGAUGAACUGGAGAGGAAGGUUUUAUAUCUGACCUCGCGACCGGAGUUCAACAACAGAAAAGAACAUUCUGCUUCAAAGCAAACGAUGAAUUCGACCGCCAUAGGAGAGGUUCCAUCUGCUGUGUUCAGCUAUACAUAUCCAAAACCUUUGAAACUGGAUCGUGGUGCAUCGAAACCUGAAAUGAGAUCGAUGCUGCUGAGAUACUUGAGCUCGAAGAAAGAUGUCAAGGCAACUAUCAAGAAGUUGGAAGCUCUUCAUUUCGACAGUGCACCGAGCGAUGACACCUUGAGUUCAUCUUUCCUCAAUGCUAGCAAUAUUGAAAACAGUUUGACGCAGAAGAUAACUUCACCCGCGAGAGUCAAGCCCGUGCUGUCAACACGAAAUGUCAGUACUCAGGCGGACGCUCCUGCACAAGCUCCAUCGAAGUCAGCUGCGGCACCGAGCUUGCCUGUAUCCUCUUUCCCAACAAAACCUGAUGCUCCCAAGACAACUUCUGCAAGUGUCAGUUUAAUCGGCGAUAAGAAACCCUCUGGUACCAGCAUAACUUCCACAGGAAAAACGACUCUACCAACAUUUAAUUUCACUACGGGCCAAAGCAAGGCAGGGGACUCUCCUCUCGUGAAGGACUCAUCCGAAAAGCUGUCUUUCAGUGGUGCCAAAGAACAGAAGGAGGGUCAAAGUACAUCUCUUGCAAAAGCUGACACUGCUCCCUCGACGAAUUCCAUUUUUGGUCGACAUCUGCAAAGCCGCUUGGACCAUCCUCAAAUCUUGGUAGCUUAUUCGGUGGAGCUGGAACGCUCAAGCUGGACGAAAAGAAAGAUGAGAAACCACUGUCAAUUUUUGGAACCAAAAGCACUUACAAGUGAAGAGAAGAAAGAAGAGAAACAAUCUUCUGUAGCCGAGACAGCAGCUACUGGUGCGGAAAAGAAGGACGAAAAGCCGCUUUCAAUGUUUGGAAGUAUAGGGUCCUCUAGUGCUGAGAAGAAAGACGAGAAGCCAUCAUCAAUUUUUGGAGGUGCAGGAGCUUCAGGAACUACCACUUCCGAGAAGAAAGACGAGAAACCAACAUCUUUAUUUGGAGGACUAGGUACCAGUAGCGAAAAGAAAGAAGAAAAGACGUCCUCGUUGUUUGGAGGAGGUAUUACAGCUGCUAACACAGAAAAGAAGGAUGAGAAGCAACCUUCUAUCUUUGGAGGAGGUUCUCUCUCCACAGCUAUAGAGAAAAAGGAAGAAAAACCGCCCUCAAUAUUUGGAGGAUUGACACAAACCACACCGAAGUCAAUUUUUGCCAAGGACUCCAUCAAGGCUUCAGAUUCCGAGCAGUCAUCGAAGCCUUCAGAGUCCGCAGUCGCACAAGAUACUAGUAAAACUAGUGGUGGAAGCAUUUUCGCGACGUCUGCAGCAACAGGCCAAGCCGAAGUGAAAUCUGAACAAGGUUGUUACCAGUUUCCAAAGCUAUUAACCCUUUGCUGCUCCAGCUGUCGGAUCAGAACUUCGACU